Bacillus rossius redtenbacheri is the source of this 8605-nucleotide messenger RNA. RefSeq names its product gastrula zinc finger protein XlCGF17.1-like. Gene Ontology annotation, cellular component: nucleus. Gene Ontology annotation, molecular function: RNA polymerase II cis-regulatory region sequence-specific DNA binding; DNA-binding transcription factor activity, RNA polymerase II-specific. The coding region runs from base 338 to 1540 and encodes 400 amino acids. NCBI's taxonomy places the organism in Eukaryota, Metazoa, Arthropoda, Insecta, Phasmatodea, Bacillidae. Gene Ontology annotation, biological process: regulation of transcription by RNA polymerase II. The record is from RefSeq and is a predicted model, not a curated record. The transcript is spliced from 7 exons.
UGUCGUCAUCUAAUUAAAAUAUUACCGUCAUCACCAAAUGUAGCUUGAUAACAUAUUGACUCCAUCGUCAAAGUCGCGCCAAAACAACCAGCAGACGACUUGCCCUCGCAACUCUUCCUCGAGAGGAGGAGCAUCGAGAGCAUGACCUGAGUGACCUGAGAGCAACUUGCCCCCGCGAGUAAAACGACCAUCCGCCAUACUGCUUCCUGACAAGGGCGCACCCGAGAGUUGACAGGUCAAAAAGAGACCUCGAGUCAAACAAACCUCUUGUAACUUUUGAUAGUGUUGUUAGCUGUUUGUCUAUACAAAAUAUCAUUGUUAAAAACAUUUUAAAAAUAUGAAAAAGGCAGCGAAUGAAGACUUGAUGGUGAAGCAGGAGCCCAGUGAGAUAGUUUUCCCUCUAAUCAAAGAGGAGUCGGUGAAUGAACAGCCGGCAGAUGGAGACGUCUGUGUGAAGCAGGAGCCGAGCGAGCUGGGUUUCCCGCCAAUCAAGGAGGAGUUGGAUGGACCAUGUGAAGACAGCUGGCAGCCAGAACCCGGCAGUUCCUCUGCCAGCCAGGACUACACUCUGUGCAAGCAACAAGUGAAGGAGGAGAUAACUAUAGAAGAGCACCCUAUAGCUGCAGCCACAGCAGAUGUAUGGAAUGAUCCACACAGCUGUGUGGGUUACCAUGGCAACACUUCAUCAGGAUGCAUUGGACACAGAUCCCAAGACUCACCAGACACCUGCAUCUUAAUCAAGCCAGAAUGUGAAGACAGCUGGCAGCCAGAACCCGGCAGUUCCUCUGCCAGCCAGGACUACACUCUGUGCAAGCAACAAGUGAAGGAGAUAACUAUAGAAGAGCACCCUAUAGCUGCAGCGACAGCAGCUGUAUGGAAUGAACCACACAGCUGUGUGGGUUACCAUGGCAACACUUCAUCAGGAUGCAUGGGCCACAGAUCCCAAGACUCACCAGACACCUGCAUCUUAAUCAAGCCAGAAGUGACUAACACUGAACCCAUGAAAUUAUCAAGCUACUCAAACUGUCACCCUGAAUCCAGAGAAAAUUAUUGUGUUAGCAAUUGUAUACCGACACAGCAGCGCACUAUUACACACACAGGCCAAAAACGUUUCUUUUGUCAAUUAUGUUCUGCUAAGUUUAGCAAGUCUUCUAAUCUCAAGCAGCACUCUCUAACACACACUGGAGAAAAACCUUUCUCUUGUACUGAAUGUUCUGCUAAGUUUAGCAAGUCUUCUAAUCUCAAGGAGCACUCUCUUACACACACUGGAGAUAAACCUUUCUCUUGUACUGUAUGUAUUGCUAAGUUUAGGAAAUCUAGUCAUUUGAAGCAUCACUCUCUUACACACACUGGAGAAAAACCUUUCACUUGUACUGUAUGUUCCGCUAAGUUUAGGCGGACUAGUACUCUGAAGCAGCACUCUAUUACACACACUGAAGAAAAACCUUUCACUUGUACUGUAUGUUCCGCUAAGUUUAGGCGGGCUAGUACUCUGAAGCAGCACUCUCUUACACACACUGGAGAAAAAUCUUUAUGUUAAUUAUUAUUAUUUUUUGUAUUUUAUACAUUAAUGCCAUGCAUGUGCUCUCUCUGGUAAAUAUAUUCAGUAAAUCUUUAAUAAUACAUAUCUGAGGUGACAGAUAUUUUAACCACUUUGUAAUAUUGUGAUAUGUAUUUACCAUGCUUCCCCACAUUAUACUAAAAUUAUGUGCAAUAUUUUAGACACACUACUACAAUCAGCAUAAGAACAUUCUUCUAAUAAAAAAUAUAAUUGGGCUACAUAAAAGUCAACUCAAAGUUAUUAUAGUUUUGGUAUGUUGCUACAACUUAUAUAUUUAUUAUUUCACUGAGAAUAUUUUGGUAAAAAAAAUUAACUAUUUGUUUUUCUUUAAUUUUUUUAAAACAUAAUUUGUAUGAAGCUAUACAACUGAUCGUAAGCAUUGAUUGUUUCAUUGUCAGUAUUGCUGGAAAGUAUAAAUAGAAGGAAAACUCAUAAACUCAUUUAAUAUAUAAGUACCUCUCUUCCUGUAUUUUUUUCUUUCUUCAACAUAUAAUUUCAAUUUACAUCAAUAAACAAGGCAUGUCCAAACUCAUGACAUUAAAAACCACAAAAGUUUAAACUUAAGUUAAUUGAAAUAAUUAAUUUUAUUUGUUAUGCAGUAGUCUCGCUUAUCAUGACCUCACUAGUCCAGACAUCCGUUUAAUCUGUACAAAUCUAGAAAUAAAAAAUAAAGAUGAUAAAAUAUGUUGUGGCACUGGAAAAGAAGACAAAACAAUUCUAAGAUAAGAAAGGGUACGCUUUCCCUCAGUUGCCGGAAUUCCUGCCACCAGUUUUCCGCUCAUCGUCUGUAUUCAUUGGAGUGACUCACUCUAUACAUAGUUGCGAGUUGUUUUGUUUUGUUUCCUUUAGUCAAUGAUUCUUGUGCUGGUGAAAGUGCUUGUGACAGCUAUUUUUAUUGAGUGCGAGUGUCUUAUUGUGUGCACUUAUUAAGAGUGUCGCUGGUAUCACUAGAGGAAUAGGAAACCCUAACAAGGCAGGAAAGAACUGAUGCGAGUGUGUCAGAAAAUUAGGUGCCCAGAGGAUUUCGUAAAUACAACUUUUUAUUAACAGAAAUAUUCUAACAAACAAAUAGCUCAUCUGAUUCUCGAACUGACAUUGAUCGUUAUGAAGCGGCACCCCUGAGUGGUGGUGUUGAAUACUCGUCAUUGGACGGCUAUAACACAGAACACACAAAAAUUAACAAUCUGAUAAUUUAUCAAAGCAACACCCUUAAUCAAGUCGCCUGCCUCGGCUCUACCUACUCCGCAUACAUCGUCAAUCACAAAAGUGGUUUGCCAUAGAUUUACUAGGUGACCUUUACAUAAAUAUUAUAAACCAUUGAACAAAUUCUCAAAGAAAAUAUACAUACAUAUAAAAAUUACCUAAAAGGGAUAUAAUCAAUAACAAGUACUGGCUGUGCUUCCAUAAUUAAAAUUAACUGAUUUGAUAUCCGUAGAAGUUGGCUUAAAGUUUUAAUUAUGUCCACAAAAUGUCUCGCCGUCACCCAAAUCACUCGUAUUCCCCGUGGUUAUUCUUACGCCCAUCGUGACAUGUGUACAUACAGAAACUUGUCUUAUGAACAUGGUGGUACGUUUGCCUGAGUUCGUUACAUAGGGAGUUCUCUGUCGACGUAAGUACAGUAGAAUCUCGUUAUAGCGAGCACGGUAAUAGCGAGAACACGGCUAUAACGAUGUAUUUUUUAGGAAUUUACGGCGUGAUCGCUUGAAGCGCGUUUUUGUUAUUUGUCUGCUUUAUCUCUACCCCUCUCGCUCGCCACUAGACAUCUUGCCGUUGACGCGUCACAUUCUUCAGCCGUGCAGUCGCCACCUAAGUGCGUGGCUUAAAAAUAGAAUCCCAUCCUUUCUUUCUUUUAUCAAACUUCCGUUAGUUAUCUGUGCAGUGUGUAGACAAAGUUUGAGAUUGGAACAGAAACAACGUAAGAAAGUAUUUUUUACAAAUUGGAAAUAUGUAUGUUUUUGUUUUUAUAAUCACGUAUUUUCACGUUUUUUGUUGUUGUUAUCUUAAAAGAGAUAAUAUUAAAAAGCCGCUCUAAUGAGAUUUAAUUGUUUCUUGGUUAACAAAAACUAUUAAUUAUCAAAUAUUGUUAAUUGUUUAUAUUCUAUUUAUUAUUAUUUACGCGACGUCAUACUGUACGCGUACGCAAUACGACUGGAUUCGUUGCUGCAACAUAACAUAGCAUGUUAUGCGAUAUCAGAAGUAAUGAGUAACGUAACGAUAGUAACAAGUACUAAUUGUUAUAGUAACGAAUACAUACGGGUACACAUUUUUUCGUUACUUUUACACCUCUAGUAGGCACUACCGUAUUUAUUUCCGAAUCGCUAGGACAGUUUUCUUGUAACUUUUGUUUCGGUCAGUUUUUGAGGUAUCUGUCCGGGAAAGGGGUGGUGAAGGUUUGAGUUUAAUCCCAAAUUUAUUUUCUGAAACAGUUGACAGGUUUCUUUAAAUGAAAAAAGUAUAGUUUUCCAGCGACUAUUACGUUUGAGGCGUACGUGCGUUGCCGCAGCCGCACUCCUGCUUUUUUGUAAGGAAUUAAAUCGUCGCGCUACACUAGCACCACCUGUUAACAACAUCCUGAACCAACAUGGCCGCCAGCAGACAGCCCACGUCGACGAUAGAUAGCAGGACAACGCUGCGUCGGCCGCGGGCUGAGAUGCUAUACUUACGUGGCGUGGUAGGGUAUUCUGGUUAUUUUGACGCAAUCGGUGAUCGCAUCCGUACUUAUGGGGUAUAGUUUUAAAGAGAAUUCACACAUCUGCUCACAGAACUUAAGAUUUCGUUAAUAUAACCUGUUAUUUUCCAAUUAUACAGGUUUAAACACAAUUUUUAUGCUAUUUUUUGUUAAUUUUUAUUUUUUGGGGGCCAAUAUAUGUCCAAUUCGGUUAUAGCGAGGAUAAAACCCGGAACCGUGACACCUCGCUAUAACGGGACUCUAGUGUAUUUGCAUUUACGUAUUGUGUUCUGUUAAUGUUUUCUGAAGAUCCCUCUUGCUCGCCCUCCUGGAAGUUGCCUUGCACUCGCCUAUUACGACUUCUAACUUGAGACUUGAAUUCCGAUUCUCCAGGGUUUUAUGCUUGCAAAGCGACACUAUCUUCCUUCACUUGUCUCUAUCAAUGUUUAUGCCAUGAAAAGGUCUCACCAAAAUGAAGUCCGUCGGGGUCUCUAGGCAGCGGCGAUUCCACGAUGUUGACAGCGUAGGGCGGCGAGCGGUGUCCGAGCAGCGCGGCGGCCUGCCUCGGUGAAGUCCCAGUUGAUCUGCUUUCUGUUGACUCGAAACAUGGCCCUUUUAUACUCGCUGAACUCCUUACCAGGCUAGAACGAAUGGUCUCGAACGUUUGGGGCAACGAUGGCCGUCUUCCGUUUCCGGUGAAUCGGCGCGCAACCGAUGACGCCCGACCACUUCCGAUAAAGCCCUGUCAUGUCUUGUGGCAUGGUCGCUCCAUGUGGUGAGAGCUGAAUAUUUCUGCCUGUUGUAUGGGAAGGGUGGCCUGGCUGAUCUUAGCGGAGAUCCCUGCAAGGGGUAGGUGGGAACGGCCUGAUUAGCUCGGGUACCUUCCCCCACCGAGGGAUGCCCUCAAAAUGGCUGGCUGUAUCUUGUCGUGGGUCCUGAUUGUUGUUCGGCCUGUCUUGUCAGCCCCUAAGUUCCUGCGUAAGUUGGGGUCGAAAUGGUGCCGGGAAGAACGCCGUCGGAGGAGUCCGGGGUGUGCUACUGCGCCUCCUCUCGGCUGCAGAGCGAUCUCGGGCCUUCUCGUAGACCCAGGGGGCCGGAGUCCGGGAAUCGCCCUCUACGGGGAUGUAGCGAGGGUAGGAGGGGGGGUAGAGCGCUGGUGUUCGCCCCGUUUGGGUGCGGUGCUGGACCCCUCCUCUGUUGGAGAAUGGCAUUCGUUGUUAGGAGCUUACCCUGGUGAUGCUGACGGCCGCUGAGGUGAGGCGGCCGAGGGGCAGGCUGACCCCUCCUGAUGCCACUCCUGGCUGUGUCAACCAGGCGACGAAGGUGCCCGGGUAUCUCUCUCCCUGUAGAGAAGGCCAGUCCUAACAUUCACUCCGCCACAACUCUGACUCUCGCUGAGGUCCGAUGCAGUCGGCGCGGAAGCUCUCUACUAGACUCGGCACUGAAGGCGCGGUGAGAAGAUUCGGCUCGGCACUAAAAGCGCGGUGAACGUGGCGAACUGCCUGUGGUUUCUCUGGGGCACCAACUGACCUCCUGGCCCAAGGGCCGGCCUUUUAUACCCAUCCUGAGGGCCGGGGCGUGACGUAGGAAGGGCUGGGGUUCCAGGAAUCGCGGACACUUCCAGGAAUUCCAGGCGGCCGUAGGGCUGUGCGCACAACGCCGGCCCGGUGGGAGAGGGGUAGGCGUGAGGAGGCGUGCGAGAGGGGGGGGGAGCUGCGCGCACAUUCGCUAGCCGGUACUGAGAGGGGUGGCGGCCGCUGGGAGGUGAGGAUGCGCGCGCACUCGUCUGGUUGCCAUGGGCAAACGAGGACGCGGCGGUGGUUGGCAGCUAUCUCGGCCGUCUGUGGCGGCCCGCACACCUGUUUAGGAAGGGAGGGGCUGACGGCUUCGAGAUUACAGACGCGCGUGGCACGUCGCACGUCAUCCCGACCACCAGCCCCUGCGCUCAGUGCUGCGCGGGCGGCAUCCACAGACUGUUAGGGGCACUGUAGAUUCUGAGUGUGUACGACGGUACACACGUUACAAGAGCAAGGUAAUGGCUACCAAAUGUAAGAAAGUGACUGUAGCAAUGGAGAAACAACACCAAGCCUUAUUUCGUAUUGAUGUUGGUGAAACGCUAACUAUAAUCGUGCAAGAUUUAGGAGUGGGAAAACAAACUGUUUCUGAUGGGAAAAUAUCUAAAUGAAAUUGAAGAUUUUUAUGUGAAAAUGGUGAAAAACAUUCUGGGUAACAGAAGAACAUUUUAAAUGCCAAGGCAUGCCCCGAGCCUAAUGUAUUAAUUGAUUAAGACUGAAUUACGUUAAUAGAUCUAGUUCAGUUCGGCGAUGCAAAUGGAUGAAGUCCCCGGGAUGCGUAUGUGUUUUACCUCACCGUUGCCUGCUGCAGACUGGGAUGGAAGGGCGCACUCCCACUGGCGACAUGGCGUCGUCCGCUGAACCACAGGACCAUUACACUGGUUUAGUUAUAUGCCACGGGGAAACAAGGAGGCCACUCUUAUAAUACUAACAUAAAAAAAUACAUGCCGUCUAGUUACUUAGCUACAUGUGAACAUACAGUUAUUACUAAACUAACUUAUAAACAGUAUCCAGGUUAGUUCGUUUCCGGUCCGCUAUGCUGCCGUUGUUGUACCGAAGCACUGAGCUUAAAAUGCCGUUAUCCUGUAGUUCGUGGCGUGCUGUUUGAAAACACACAACUACAUACUUCCUUAUUUCCAUGCCAGAAAGAAAGGGAUGAAGCUUAAGGAAAGGAGUUUAUUCUUGCCAGGCUUAUGGGGCGAAGCCCCUAUUGACGUCAGUUGUACCCUCCGAGCCUGGUUGUGGUUUGACGAUGCUACUUUCUGUUGGCAAAGUGGGCGUGUCCGUUUAUGUAGUGUCAAUCACUCAGAUCCUGACUUGUUAUGUUGCAACAGCUAGGUGCCACGGAUUCUUUGCGGGGUGUGAGGUUGUAUCGGUACAUCGUCCACCAAGUUUUGGGUGUCUCUUGCUCCGAGUCAGAAUCCGAAAGUUCCUUGACAAUCGCACGGAAAAUCAAACCCUCUAGCCAGUAAUGGAGUGGGCACAGUUGUUAGUCAGGUGAUGACGGUCUCUCUUCCUCGUCGUUUGGCACCUGUAUCAAUGGAGACGUGCUGACGCUCCGACUGACGAGUUCCCCAUCGACGUUGCCGCCAAGUACCUGUAAGGAAGUUUCCUCAUCUAAUACGGCCUGGAUCAUCCGUCUCUCCCGCCUCGUGUGCAAUUCUUAUGUUAUCCUUGUGGUACUUGGCUGUGCGGCAGAGGACAGUUUUAUUACGAUCACAGUGGACCAGCUCAUAUCACAGACACGGAACAAUCCACUUGGGAGCUAAUUCUGCACAGAACUUGCAGGUUCCUGCUGAGAGCGACAGUAGACGUGCGAACAAGUUGUCAAGAUGUUAACAUAGCUGGUGGGUAUUGUAUUUACCAGUGUGCGAUGCGACUGAUAUACUGCCUGUUUUUGUUGCUCUUGUAGCAUUGCACAAUGAGGAUUUGUUUUUUAUGUAUAUAUUUAUAUGUGUGUGUGUGUGUAUAUAUAUAUAUAUAUGUGUGUGUAUAUAUUGGGUCAUAAGAAUAUUGAUUAAAAAUAACUUUGAUAUGAAGGAUAAUAAUUUUUUAAUAUGUAGAUAAGGAUAGUGGUUAAGAUAUGUUAAGAAUUGUUAUUAAUUACUUUGGUUAAAUUUCAUGGAAAGCCUUGAAAUACUUAUUUUCUUGAGAUAAUUAUUAAUUUGUGGGUUAGCUCCAGUUCAUAAUAAUUUUGAUAUUUGAUAGUUAAUUUCAGUAAUUGUUUUAUUUAAAGCAGUGUAGACUAUAAUUUUACAGGACAUAAUUUUUAAACUAAAAUUUCUAAUACUAAAUGAAUUUCAACUUUGAUUACUAAAUUUUGAACAUUGUAUUUAAAUUUGUUGGGUAAUUUUAAAUUCUAUUGGAUAUUGCUAGUGGAAUAUUUCGAGAAUAGUCUGGAAGGUACAGAAGGAGGAACGGACAGGCGCGACACCCUGGCACCAGAAAGUUAUUUUUCACUUUGUAAAUGCGUGUUUGGGAUUUACGGGUCACGUGGACGCACAGCUGUAGCGACCGUCUGGUAGGUUCUCUAGAGGCUACCACUAGCCAGCCAAUCAGGGCGAGCCCUGGUGUGGAGUGAGGCGCCCAUCCGAAUUUCCUUAUAUGGUGGGCGGUACCCACUAAUGUUUCAGACGGAAAUUAUGGAUUAUUGAAUGUAAAUUUCCUAACAUCUGUGGUGUUCGACCCAGAAUGAAUGAAUUGAAUAAUGUGACUUAACCUUACUCGAAUUAAAACUGAAAGUAUUCGUUAGUGUAAUUAUUUUAUCCGUGGUAAAUAAAAGUAUGUGGUAUCGGUGAUAAA